UUUUACUAUCCACCACUUGGGCUCUGUGGCAAUGAAACGUAGCCUACUAGGUGUAGUUUAGAGUGUCUGCGGUGUUUUGCAGAGGUGGUUCCAUGUAGCUCCAGUCACAAAUUAGGAGUUUUGAAGCGAGAAAUUAUCGUUCAUUGACUUGAGGAAGAGAGUGCGGUUUCAAUCAAAAGCUGCAGUGAUAGAUAGAUGCACGUACUAGAGUGUGUGUAGCUUUAAAACAACAAACAAAACAUGUUUCCCACCCACACAGCGCAAAGCAGAAUGAAAGCAUUGCACUGUAUUCUACCCACCCAACGCACACUACUGCGAUGGGUCGUCUUUUUUAUGUUUCUUUUUCCCGAUUCAGCAUAAAAUGUUGCAAUUGUUUCCUUGGUGAUUUCGGCAUCUGGUGGGAUGAACACCCGUCUCGGACCGUCAUUCGUCUAAUGCUUUAAUAUUUAAUGUUAUGACUGCUUUUAGCACUUGUAAAAAUCGAUCGCCUAUGGGGAAAUGGAUCGCAAAACUUGUCAGUCACGUUUCAUCGCUAGUAUCGCGGAAGAUUCCUUAGACGGGAGGAAUUCCAUUCAGUUAAAAAUCCGAGAAGUAAUAUGAUUCACAACGUGUGCGCUGAGUGCGAGCGUGAGACGGACCAGAAAGAAAGAAAUCUAGACUAUGUUUACUAUAUGUGCGUGUUUUGUCUUUCCAAGUCUAUGCAGUAGUGCGCGGAGAUUGCAAUGGUUGAUUUAGUGGAGAAUCAGAGCGUAUCGAGUCAUCAUUGCUGCCGACGUCUCUGCAAAAUCGUUCAAUCUAGUAAUCGUUGUUUUCCAGAGAACUGCAACAAGGCCACCUAUGUUGGCAUGUGGAGAAUGUGCUUGUAAAAAGGCGAUCGCAAAGAGUGGGAUUAGUCUUUUUGUAAAAAUAAAAAAAAAGAAACAAGAGAAGAGAAAGAUUAACAACUACAUACAGGCUUAGCAAUGCAGGACAGUGUUAACGUGUUGAACGAUGGUGAUGACGGUUCUAAUCCUACGGAAGCGAGAAAUGGCAACGAUAUCGAUCUGAACAGCGCGAACGAAGACAGUUUCCGGGAGAAAAUCAGCGAAUGCAUUCGCAUUAAGCAAAGCCUAGGCGCCUCGUCGUUUGCCAGUGAUAGAAAUAUUCGACCCGCUUCCUUACCAAUUAAAAAGUGUUUCAAUUACAACGAAGAUGGUGCUGGUGUUGGUAGUAGCAAUGGCAAAGUGGACACUCAAGGCGAAUUAAGCUUGCAGGGGCUGCUGAAUCAGUCGCGAGCCGAGACGGCAACGACAUUCCUCAGCCCAAGUGAAGGCCAAUUUUGGAAGCGCUAUGCUGAGGUGUCAAAGUUCACGAAAGACAAUAGCAAUAGCAGCAGCGGUGGUGGUGGUGAAUGGGCUGCGAAGAACCGUCGAAGAUCGGAUACAUCGUUUAUGUUAGCGAAGCAGCGAUUAUCGUCUUUUGGUGUAGGAGAGCAUACGACAAAUGCCGAGACAAUGGACGAUGAUUUAGCGCCGCUCUUGCCCAGUAAAAGAGAGCUGUCGCAGGAGGACAUCUAUCAAUCACAAACAUCGUUGGUCUCCAGCUCGGAGGGCGGCAUCCUAGCCGAGGGGGAGGAAACGUCCAGUGAAUCGCAGGCAUCGGACAAUUCACGCAGUCCGGCAUGUGUUCUGGGUCUAGUCGAACGGUUACUGCGAACCCACCCGGUUUGGUUUCUACCGGGAAUCCAGCGUUCCGGUGCCGUUCAUCUACUGCAAGGAAAAGAGGAAGGGAAUUUCAUUGUUCGUGGUUCCAGUCAGUCGAAAACCAUGGCCGUCUCCGUUCGUCUUCCCCUGGAAACCGGUCCGUACAUUGAGCACUACUUGAUUCAAUCGAACGAUGGCCUACUGAGUUUGGAAAGCUCGCGCUUCAAAUUCGACUCCAUCCCAGCGCUCAUAGCCCACUACUCGCAGUGUUGUGAUGAACUACCGGUACAACUGUGUCUUCCGAAAGCACUGCGAGAAGCGAGAAACCGGCAGCAGCUUUCCUCGCUAGCAUUGCUAGGGCAGGAAUUCUGGCGAUACCCUAUGGCAUCGCCAAAACCGCGAACCGUACUAUCAGCCAAUUCUAGUCACCUGAACACUCCUUCCGAUGCAACACAGUCCAGCGGCAUCGGCUUGACGUUCAACAACAAUAGGAAUCAGUCGAGUUUCAACAAUUUCGGUCCGGAUAGUAUCAAUCCCAACUUUGUCGGGCCUGGCGAAACUCCCACGGAUACGAUAUCGACGCUGAGCAGCUUCACAAUUGGACCGGGUCAUCAACUUAUGAGUCCGGAGUCGAUAGACAGUGCAGUGGUAGUUUCUCCAUCAGAUCCGAAUCAAACCGGAAUAAUCGGGAAAACCAGCACCUUCAAAUCGAAGCGACCGCUGCCUUCACCAACCGUGGUUUCCUGCGAUGUUGAGAAGCAGAUUGAAAUCUUCAAUGCCAACUUGUUUGGCAGCACGGAUUCUAGGAUAAAUGAAACAAUGAAUUCCGGUACCUUGGAACGGCAGCUUAAGACUCCGCGGCCUACACCGCCCAAUACUCUGAACAUAAAACCCAUAAGAAGUCCUCCGGCACCGCCUGCUAGGCGACUGAAGCCACCCAGUGCUGCCAGUACACCGAACGAUUCCAAUUCAAUGUUUUCCAACAAUAUCACCGUGACAACGACGGUAACAUUCAGCGUCGACAACCACACGAAUGCGCAAAUCAUUGAACUGGUAUCGCCUAAUGAGAAUAACAAUAACGGUACCGGUAAAAGUUUUACAACGUUCCAGAGUUCCUUGAAGCGUCUUCCACCGGACGGAGAGUGUCAUAUUCCUGGUUCGUUCCUCAAGAACCAGGAAAUAGAUGACAGGACAUCCGACACAUCGGAGAGUAAUCUCAUGGCUAUUCAAUCACCGUUGGGCAGCAAUGGAAAUCCGUUAUCGUUUCGGAAAAAUACUAAGAUGGAGUCCAGUUCCGGUUUGUUCCAUUCGACGCGUACUAGCAGGCGCAGCAAACGGAAGGAGUCGAAACAUUAUCAGGAAUCCGAUAUUUUGGAAUCCCCUUCGGUGUACUGUCGAAGCAAUCUGGGUGAUAAAAUCAGUGAUUAUGAAGACCUGUGGACGCAGGACAGCAACGGGAAUACCACACUCAUAAAAGUGGAUAAAAUGUCUAGUUUUAAGACCGUUCACGAUUUGCUAUCACCAGCUCAAGAAACAUUCAGUCCUUCGGUGAUUGAUCGGCCAAUUGUGCCGUACAACGAUCCACCAACCAUUCCAACCGACGUGCAAAAGUCAUCUUUGAUCUCGUCUUUCAGCAGCAGCGAAAAUGUCAUUCAGUUGCGACAGCAUCGGGAUGCGAGUAGUGAUCGAAGCACCCCUACCGAAUUCAAUCAUCGAAAUGUGCUGAAAACGUUCUCACCUACUUCGAUGCACGAAAAGCCACUGCACAAUCCAAUGCUUGAGCCUCGAUAUCGGAUGGGUCUAUGUUUUCCCAAUCGGUACGAUGCGAACGGGAACGAUCACCACCGGACGGAGACGCCUCCGUUGUUGAACAAUGGCGGUGCGACGGGCCCGUCGAGUAAACAGGACAGUCCAUUCUACGCUGAUCCGGCCGAUGUACUGAACAGUAUUGUGAGGAGAAGUCCCUUCAACAGAUCGACGAUGUUGCCCAGCAAUCAGAGGCAUUCGGAGCCUCCGAAGCAGCACCUGAUCGAUGCCCAUUCGCCGUUGAUGUGGGCAUCGGCGGAACAGGAUAUAAGGCAGAAGAAUCUAAUGGCGGCAUCGCUCGAUGAACUGAAAAAUACCAGAAACAUGCAACAACAACAGCAACAGCAGCAUAGCAGACUAACUCAGACGGACAAGCUGAACUUUGAGCGGCUGUCGCUCGAGCAAACGGAAAACAAUGACUAUGAUAAUGACUUACGCUGGCUGAGUGAACAAACAAAACCCAAAACUCCCCAACUGACACCAAUGGAAGCGAUGGUCCAGAGGAAUGUGAAAAUACUGCAACCCGACGAAUGCCGGACGGUAACCGUUCAUCAGAUAAUAGCCAAACGAUUGCCACAUCUUGACUUGCCAGAAUUCCCUUCGAACAGCAAUGGGGCCGAGUCAAGCAGGACUCACUUAAUUGAGAAUAGCACCGGUACACUGACCAGAACUCAGCGAAAAUCGGCUUAUGACAAUGUGGAGAAACAGGCUGCAGGAUAUGCGACGUCCCUACUGAACAGUGCACAGUCCGACGACGGCACGGUAUUCUCCGAACCGUGGGAUAGUUCUCAAUGGGACAGUUUUCUACCUCAGGACAACAAUGCCGAUACCAUGCCAGUGGGGGACGUCCACGGUGGUGGCGGUGGUAGACUAUCCGAACGAUGCGGAUCACGGAAUGAGCUGUCGUCCUAUAACAGUAUGUCGUUGCGUCGCGAUGGAAGAUCGAAAAAGUGCAAUACCACGUCGCAGAAGGUUGCCACGAUACUGCGGUCCAGAAGCUGCCGGGAUCGAGAGAUACUAUGCCAUCCUCGCAAUAAGACUGUGUUCAGCGGUCCCGGCGAAUCGAUCGGAACGUAUGCCCUAUCGCUGGCCGAUGAUACGGAGUCGACCUUCUCGCGGAAUAUAUCAAACUUCAUAUCAUGCACCAAAGAGUCGAAAGCUGCCCCGCAGGUCGUGAUGCGGAAUAUGCGGCAGUUUAUGAGCGGGAUGAAGAACUACCUGGUCAAGCACGGGGAGGGCGAAUUUGCCAACGAGGUGCAAAAGGCGCGUUCUCAGCUGAAGUCGGACGAGUUCCUUAAUCUAGAUUCGAUACUGGAGGAAGUGAUGCACCGGUUGGUGAUUUUGCCACUGCGCGAGCAUCUAUAUGGGCUGUUUGUCGAUUACUACACCCAAUCGGGUGACAUCCAGCUGCUGGUGGAGAAGGUCAAGCAGGCCUCCGGACGGGGUCCGUUGGUGUUUGGAAUCAAGUUUACUCCAUUGCAGAACACCGUUACUCCACCGAGUCCGAGUGCCCUCCGGCAAAUUUCCGCUCUAUUCGUGCGGCUUCAAGAAACGGAACUGCCCCUCGAGAAGCUGGAUCUUCUGCUGACGGCCGUGUCUACGAUCUUCGAAGCCACAUCCUGCUACAACGGACAACAGCUGAGUGCGGAUGACUUUCUACCAGUAUUAGUGCUCGUGGUGGCCCACUGCGGCUUCAUCGGAGCCGAAAUCGAAGCCGAGUACAUGUGGGGACUGAUUCAACCAUCACUGCUGAGCGGGGAGGCGGGAUACUACCUGACGGCUCUGUGCAGUGCCGUGCAUGUGCUGAAGAACUUUUCCCUGCAUGAUAACGAGGGACUUACCGGAUCGGUGGAGUGGACCUCAUCAACUCUUCCGGAAUGUUCGUCCGUGUUGAGGGUAAUCAUACCGGACGAGUACAACGGAUCGAUCCAGACGCGCACGUUACCAAUCAGGCCGCAUACAACGACAAGGGAGGUGUGCCGGAUCAUAGCUCACAAGGCGCGAAUAACCAAUGCACAGGACUACGGACUUUUCAAACUGAUAGACGGAGAAGAAACCCUCCUGCAAGAUAACGAGUGUCCCCAGGAUGUGCGUAUGGCAGCGUGCGGAAAACACUGCAUGAUCGCAUACAAACGGGUGGACGCGAAAAUUGCCUGGCCUACUGUAAUGCCAACGAGUUUGACUGAUAAUCAAUAGCAUUAUUAGCUUUUAGUCUUCGAUUGCAAGCAUGUGAAAAAAUAUACAUAGACGUUUUUUUUUAUUUAUUUGACCAAACAAAAAAACAACAAGCAUUAUACAUAUACAUGAUAUGGUUUCGUAAAGUGAACACUAUUCUAAGUAAAAAUUGGGUCCCAAGUAGUUGGGAAACUCUACUGUGACAAAUAAGGGUCUAUUUUGAGGAUUGUUUGGCUCUCUCACUCUCUUUGGGCGUUAGUGACAUUUAGUACCCCCACCCCCUCCUCUUCCCCUUUGUGCACAUAUUGAAUUCCUCGUAGUAUAUGUAGUGAGUCAGCUGACAGUGACGGAAGGUCCGACGUUUAAGUAGGAAUGAAAAGUGCGGUGCAAAGUGAUGUUGUGACGAUAAUUUGUUUGGGAAAUGAGUCUAUAAUUUGAAGGUUUACCAUUAUUUGAUUUUUUUCGGAGGGAAAAGCACAACUGUUUUGGUUGUUUGGGUUUUACUAUCAGCUCGACUGUCAAAUUCAAAAGAAACUCGCUUUGAUGAUUUAAUUUCGAAAGAAAGGUUUGAAUAUUUGUGGAACAUGUUUCAUCAAGAGAAUUUUUGGAUUCGAUCUGUAGGUGGAGUGAUUUUCCUCUCCAGGCUAUUUGGACUACGCC
Messenger RNA from Ochlerotatus camptorhynchus, 6323 nucleotides. It is a transcript of the gene spri, whose product is annotated as sprint. Gene Ontology annotation, molecular function: small GTPase binding; guanyl-nucleotide exchange factor activity. Gene Ontology annotation, biological process: signal transduction; vesicle-mediated transport. The record is from RefSeq and is a predicted model, not a curated record. The coding region runs from base 963 to 5684 and encodes 1573 amino acids. Gene Ontology annotation, cellular component: cytosol; endocytic vesicle. The transcript is spliced from 15 exons. NCBI's taxonomy places the organism in Eukaryota, Metazoa, Arthropoda, Insecta, Diptera, Culicidae.